Pygocentrus nattereri (red-bellied piranha) is the source of this 1937-nucleotide messenger RNA. It is a transcript of the gene clptm1, whose product is annotated as CLPTM1 regulator of GABA type A receptor forward trafficking. The coding region runs from base 1 to 1911 and encodes 636 amino acids. Lineage: Eukaryota; Metazoa; Chordata; Actinopteri; Characiformes; Serrasalmidae. The record is from RefSeq and is a predicted model, not a curated record. The transcript is spliced from 14 exons. Gene Ontology annotation, cellular component: endomembrane system; membrane.
AUGGCGGCGCAGGAGACCGAAGCAGCACAGCAGUCGACCGUGAGCAACGGCGAGGUGAGCAGUAAUGGCGCUGCAGCUUCCAGCCAGGUUGCACAGACAGGUGCGACCACACAGGACCCCCAGCAGCAGCAACAACAGCCGCAACAGCAACAGCCUAAUGCCUGGCAAGUCAUCAAAGGUGUCCUCUUCAGGAUCUUCAUAAUAUGGGCCAUCAGCAGCUGGUUCCGCAGAGGCCCAUCGACCCCUGACCCCAACACCCCUGCAGGCGCUCCCCGAGUCCCCAGCCGCAACCUUUUCCCUAAGGACACCCUUAUGGAUCUUUAUGUGUAUGUCUCUGAGAAUGAGAUAUUUUCAGAUUUCAACAACACAGAAGCCCUCUUCUGGUUCCAGAGGGAUCUGGUCUAUGGAGACUGGACCACAGGAGAGGCAGGGGAUGGCUGCUAUGAGCAAUACCAGGAACUGGACAUCCCUGAGAUUGUACAGCAAAACGGCUCUCUGUACAUCCACGUGUACUUCACCAAGAGCGGCUUCCACCCAGACCCUAAACGCAAGGGCCAGUAUCGCAGGCUGGCCACCGUCCACACCACUCGAAUGCUGAACAAGUUUAAACGCAGGAAGUUUCUCAAGACUAAGAACCUGCUGACAGGCGAGACGGAAGCUGAUCCUGAGAUGAUUAAGCGAGCAGAGAGUCACGGCCCGGUGGAGAUCAUUUCACACUGGCAUCCCAACCUAACCAUCAAUAUGGUGGAUGAUCACACAGCUUGGGUGAAGGGCUCAGUGCCCCCACCCCUGGACCAGCAUGUGAAGUUUGAUGCAGUGAGUGGCGACUACUACCCCAUCGUGUACUUCAAUGAUUACUGGAACCUGCAGAAAGAUUACUACCCCAUAAACGACACACUGAAGAAGCUCCCUCUGCGACUCACCUACUGCCCCCUUUCUCUCUGGCGCUGGCAGCUGUAUGCUGCCCAGAACGCCCGCUCUCCCUGGAACUUCCUGGGCGAGGACACAUACGAGCAGUCUGACGAAGAUCAGGACUCUGUUAAGGUGGCAUUGCUGGAGACCAACCCCUACCUGCUGGGUCUGACCAUCGUUGUCUCGAUUGUCCACAGCAUCUUUGAGUUCUUGGCAUUCAAGAAUGACAUCCAGUUCUGGAACAGUCGUCAGUCUCUAGAGGGACUCUCUGUGCGCUCCAUCAUAUUCGGGGUUUUCCAGUCCCUGGUGGUGCUCCUCUACAUCUUGGACAAUGAGACUAACUUUGUGGUGCAGGUCAGCGUUUUCAUUGGGCUGCUCAUCGACUUCUGGAAGAUCACCAAAGUCAUGGACGUCAGGCUGGACAGAGAGAAUAAGAUUGCAGGAAUAUUCCCACGAUUGAUAUUCAAAGACAAGUCCACAUACGUUGAAUCUUCAACCAAAAUCUAUGAUGAUAUGGCAUUUAAGUACCUGUCCUGGCUGCUGUACCCGCUCUUUGGGUGCUACGCUGUUUACAGCUUAAUCUAUGUAGAGCACAAAGGCUGGUACUCAUGGGUGCUCAGCAUGCUCUAUGGGUUUUUGUUAACCUUUGGUUUUAUCACUAUGACGCCACAGCUCUUCAUCAACUACAAGAUGAAAUCAGUGGCACAUCUUCCAUGGAGAAUGCUCACCUAUAAGGCACUAAACACAUUCAUAGAUGACCUGUUUGCCUUUGUGAUCAGAAUGCCCAUGAUGUACAGAAUAGGCUGUCUCAGAGAUGAUGUAGUGUUCUUCAUCUACUUGUACCAGAGGUGGAUCUACAGAGUGGAUCCCAACCGCGUCAACGAGUUCGGCACAAGCGGAGUGGACCACAGUAAGGAAGACUCAGCCCAGGCAGCAGUGGGAGACACAGCCGCUCCCGCCAUCACAGAUAAACCAGAGGGGGAGAAGAAAAAUGAUUAACCUCAUUUUACGACCAAACCGCCCCC